AACGUUUCGUUUUGUGUCUGUAGCCAUGCUUGUGGACUUAAAAAUGUUGGCAAAAUGUUAGUACUAUAGUGUGCCAUGUGUUGUUUAAUGAAGCGUGUGCAAUUUCAUAGCGAAACAUCACCGUAAGCACUUGGACGCGAUCCCUACAAACGGAACGUAACGAACGCCAACGCCAACAACAGCGAACCCAGUAUCUGGUUGGUCGUCACAACCAAUUGGUGGCAAAUGGUGGGCCAAUCAUUGCAGGCUACGGUUUCUAUUGGUAAUACUUCUGCAAUUCGAUUGGACGCAGGGCGGGUAGUGCGGUUUGGUGAAGGGCCAGGUGUGUGUGCAUUCAUGCGGUUUUCCGAUCGUUGUGCUAUCUGUUUACAUAGUGCCAGCACGUAAGCAAAACCUUCCUCCAAAACACAGGUGCGAAGUGUUGUUCGGGACGGUGAAGCUGGAUGCUGGACCAGUGCCCUGUAAUGUUUUGUUACCCGGUAGCUUGGACGCGCAACAAUCAGUAGAACAAUGAUUUGCUGAACGAGCAGGAAUGCAUUAAAAAUACACGAACAAUUUACAAACAAUUCCACCCUGGAAAGCGAGGAAAUUCGCGCGCUAUUUUCGCAGCGUUGCUACUGUACAUUGGGUGUGUGUGUGUGAGUAUGUGUGCAUGUGUGUUUUAUGGAGUUUCAUAGCGUUGGUGAAAUGAAAACCUUUUUAAGAUGAACAUAGGAUACUUCGGGAAAAGGCUCAAAUACGAAUACCUGGACAUAAAUCGCAUUUGUUGUGUUCAGCAAGCUGCACUAGUCUGUUGAACUGAGCGUUUCGCAGAUCCUGCCGGUACACGCGCACACUGAUAGUAGACGUUUCCCAUUCGUCGAUUUUCCCCAUAGUGUAGCGAUUGGAUAAUAAUAGUAGCGAAUCCGAGCAACGUUUGCGUAUUGCGUCAGGUGCUAGGGUGUGAGUUACGGCCAAAGGGGUGGGGUGUGGUACGACCUGCUGCGGUAUGCUCGGUUCAUGAUAGCACCAUUCCUAGACUGGCGUACUAGAGAACUACCACCCGCAGCUAUACUGCUGCACGUAUACAACAACAACAACAACACCACUCCAUCCUUUACGACGCGCAUUGUCCUGUCGUAGAAGUAGGCCAACCCUAUCUUGCCUAUCGCAUGUGUGUGUGUGCCUUUGCCUAGGCAAUGGAUACGCCAAAGAAACCGCUGGUGGUUGCAGCGUCCUCCACCAUCGCCUCACCACUAACCGUGAUUACGACCUCCACCACAAACACGAUCACGUCCGCAGCCGAAACGGCUACCACCGGCGGCAAGGAAAAGCUGACCGAUUCCCAACGCAAUAUUCAAAAGUUUUGGCCUGCGGUACUGCGCGAGGUACAGCUGGUGGACAAUGUUGAGCCGGGCAAUCAGCUACUGCCGCUGGCACGCAUCAAAAAGAUCAUGAAGCUGGACGAGGACGUUAAGAUGAUAUCGUCCGACGCACCGCUACUGUUUGCGAAAGCGAUCGAAAUCUUCAUCCAGGAGCUGACGCUGCGGGCCUGGCUACAUACGGAGCACAACAAACGGCGAACGUUGCAGCGGAGUGAUAUCGCGAUGGCCAUCACCAAGUACGAUCAGUUCGAUUUUCUCAUAGACAUUGUGCCGCGCGAUGAAAUCAAGGUGUACAAAAAGGAGUUCGAGGGCAAGGUGGAGGGACAGAGCGGUGGCACUACCGCGGACAAUGGGGCUGGCAACAGCAGCAGUACAAACGGUUCCGAAGACAUGCAGUACUUCUUUCAGCUAUCGCAGCAACACCAGAAGGUAACGCUGCAGCAUGCGACUAAAGGGAGCAUAGGCGCUCUGACGAACGGUGGUACGGUGUUCGAUCUUGCCACGGUUAUUGGUGCGACCGGUAGCCAGCAGCUGCUUCAUGCGGCAACAGCCUCAACGAUGGCAACCACACAGCAGGAGAAAAUGUUGUCUACCGGCGGUGAGUCGCAAGCAGGUGUAAGCACCUCGGUAUCUUCCCUCCAGCAACAGCAACCAUCCUCGCAGACUACGAUACAAACGGCUACUGGACAAAGUAUAAUCCUCGCAAACGGUAGUGCGACGGCUGGUGGUGUACCAAAUGGUAGUAACACCUCAUCCAACCAACUCGUAUCUGCCAACCAAUCCCUGCAACUACUUCAACACGUAAUGACACCGACCGGUGAAAUAACGCAGAUACCUCUCAACUUCAUAAGGACGGCCGGAUCGGGCGGUACACCUAACACUGGUCAACCGAUUUUUAUACAAACAGCUCCAAUGCAGGCCGGUCCCACGAUAAUACACACCGGCCCAACUGGUGUCUUCCUAAGCGCCAAUCAACUUCAACAACUGCAGCAACAGCAGCAGCAGCAUCAGCAGCAACAAGCACAGCAACAGCAACAGAGUCACCACCAUCAUCAAACCCAACAUCAGCAUCAAUCACAGCUGCAAAACAACCAUCAACACCAAAGGGAUUAAGCGAUAUUGCGGAAUGGUGCAAAAACCGAUCGCACUACACCAGAUAGGUACAUCCUGAAGCUCGUGUCGGCUCAUUGUAUAUACCGGACAUGUAAAUGCAGACUGCGCGAAGGCCGUAUAUGACCAAAAAACAACAAUCAGAUGAAGUGCUACCAAAAUGAUUAUGAAAUCGCUGGUAGAUUACGAUUAUAGAUGUAGUGCUUAGCAGAGCAUUCAUCUUGGGAUCAAAUCCCUACUCUGAAGCAUGUGUCGUACGCGACUGGAAAAAGUAUAUAUUUUCGCAAACGGCAAAACCACUAAAAACCGGCCAAGGUUGAUAGGACAAACGUAUGACAUAGAAAACUAUAUAAUCGAUUUUUUUUUACUAUUUGUAAUAAGAUUUAAAAGCGGAGUACACGUUUGAAAGUAGUAUUUAAUUUAGUUUGAACUUGUUUUUUCAAGAUGUAUUAUUCUAUAGUUUUAUAAAUGUUUCUUCUGAUGAAUUCCUUUACAAAAGAAAAAUGAAUUCUCUACGGUGAAAAGUGACAUUUUUGUUCCAUGAUGUUUUGAUAUUCUGAACUUAUGUGAUGGUUUUGUGGUUUUUUUUUGGUCAACUAUUUCUGGUUUUCCAUUCGGUUUUCAUCUACCAUGCAGCUGGACAGUCAGUCUAGCAUGUUUCUGUAUGCUGGAACGAUCGAUGGUAUCACUUGUAUCAAUGUGACAGGCUGGUUUCUUUACAUACAAAGCAAUGUAAAUAGAUCGUAUUAAAGCAAGAAUUUUAACUACCACCUUGGCAUGUGUAAUGGAAGAAAUAAAUUCUACACUUAUCAAUGCGCAUUCGAUGUGGAAAUAGUAGGGCAGGGAAGAAUCCUUUAUCUAGAUACAUUCAAUCGAUAAAAGAUAACCAGAGAAAAUAGAAAAUAUAUCUAUAUGGUUGCAGUAAGAAGCGUUGCUUUCGUAUGCAGUGUACAAGAUCAGUUACUUGUGUUCAAAAUAACUGAGCUACGAUCGUAGCUCAACCUUUACUCAUCUUUUUGUAAAGGUUUUAAUGUUUGUUUUGCUCGGUUAGAACGGUCUCUCUGGCCGUAUCAAGACUUAUUUUACCACGUAGCAGGAUAGUCAGUCCAUGCUACAGGGAGACGCGGUCCGGAUGGGAUUUGAACCCAAGUCCUGCGUGUGGGUCAGCGCCAUUUAUCACAUACACCACAGGGCCGCCCCAAAGGUUUUAAUUUCCUUUGGCAAACAAGACAAAAAAACACAAGUUUAGUGCAACUUGAAUGUAAAAAAAAACAAAGAUUGUAAGAAAAAAGAUGUAAAUGUUAGGCCGAAGAUGUAAAUAAACUUUACGUUGUAACAGAUUA
This is a messenger RNA of Anopheles funestus (African malaria mosquito), 3817 nucleotides long. RefSeq names its product nuclear transcription factor Y subunit gamma (gene Nf-YC). The transcript is spliced from 3 exons. Gene Ontology annotation, cellular component: CCAAT-binding factor complex; nucleus. The record is from RefSeq and is a predicted model, not a curated record. Gene Ontology annotation, biological process: regulation of DNA-templated transcription. Bases 1179 to 2477 code for a protein of 432 amino acids. NCBI's taxonomy places the organism in Eukaryota, Metazoa, Arthropoda, Insecta, Diptera, Culicidae. Gene Ontology annotation, molecular function: protein heterodimerization activity; DNA-binding transcription activator activity, RNA polymerase II-specific; DNA binding.